CAAACCCCGAAUCACGUAAGGUUCGAUAGGUGAAUUCGCGGCGCACGUUAGAAACAACAACUUCGUAUUUCAUUAUGAAAACGUAAAUUGGUGUUUAAGGAAAGGCGCGAAGAAGAGGAUUCGGUUCAAACCUUCACCUUUGCAAUUGUGCUGAUGGGAUCCGGGUCGGGUUCUCUGGUGUGGUUCAGGAAGGGCAUUCGGAUCCACGACAACCCGGCUCUCGAGUUCGCGUCCCGAACUGCCUCUCAUCUCUACCCUGUCUUCGUGAUUGACCCGCAUUAUAUGAAACCCGACCCGAAUGCUUUCUCACCUGGGUCAUCGCGCGCGGGUCUGAACCGCAUCAAGUUCUUGUUGGAGAGCCUCGUGGACCUGGACCUCAACCUCAAGAACCUUGGCUCGCGACUUUUGAUUCUCAAGGGUGACCCAGCUGAAGUCGUCAUUCAUUGCUUGAAGGAGUGGAAUGUCAGCAAGCUGUGCUUUGAGUACGACACUGAACCGUAUUAUCAGGCUCUGGAUGUUAAAGUUAAGAACUUUGCACUCGCUGCUGGAAUUGAGGUUUUCUCUCCUGUGAGUCACACACUCUUCAACCCCACGGAUAUUAUACACAAGAACGGAGGGAAGCCACCCCUUAGUUAUCAAUCGUUUGUCAAGCUUGCUGGGGAGCCACCCUCUCCUCUCACAACCGUGUACUCUUCACUUCCUCCAGUUGGCCAUCUUGGAAGUUGUGAUAUUUUUGAAGUUCCUACCAUCACAGAUCUUGGAUAUGGAGAAGCUGAACAGGAUGAAUUCUCUCCCUUCAAAGGGGGUGAGUCAGAAGCAUUGAAGAGGUUGGAUGAAUGCAUGAAAGACAAGUGGGUGGCAAACUUUGAGAAACCAAAGGGCAAUCCAUCUGCAUUUCUGAAGCCGGCAACAACUGUUUUAUCACCGUACCUGAAAUUUGGUUGUUUAUCUUCAAGAUAUUUCUACCAGCGAAUUCAGGAUAUAUAUAGAAGUAUGCCAAAGCAUUCAUCACCACCUGUUUCUCUUUCCGGACAGUUGUUGUGGCGAGAGUUCUUUUACACGGCUGCUUUUGGGACUCCAAAUUUUGAUAGAAUGAAAGGCAAUAGGAUAUGCAAGCAGAUUCCUUGGAAGGAUGAUGAUAAACUGCUGGAGGCUUGGAGGGAGGCUAGGACGGGAUUUCCUUGGAUUGAUGCUAUCAUGAUCCAGCUACGCAGAUGGGGUUGGAUGCAUCAUUUGGCACGACAUUCUGUCGCAUGUUUUCUAACUCGAGGCGAUCUGUUUGUUCACUGGGAAAAAGGACGGGAUGUCUUUGAGAGGCUUCUGAUUGAUUCAGAUUGGGCAAUUAAUAACGGAAAUUGGAUGUGGCUUUCUUGUUCAUCUUUCUUUUAUCAGUACAAUCGUAUUUAUUCCCCAACCACAUUUGGUAAGAAGUAUGACCCUAAUGGCGACUAUAUUAGGCAUUUUCUCCCAGUCUUAAAAGAUAUGCCCAAGGAGUACAUUUAUGAACCUUGGACUGCUCCUAAAAGUAUUCAGACCAAAGCAAAUUGCAUAAUUGGUAAAGACUACCCAAUACCAGUUGUUUCUCAUGAUUCAGCGAGUAAAGAGUGCCGAAGGAAAAUGGGGGAAGCAUAUGCAUUGAAUAAAGAAUUGAAUGGGUUGGUUGGUGAAGAUGAUCUGAAAAACUUGAGGAGGAAAUUAGAUGAGAGUGAAAGGGAAGAGCCUGAAGGCAAAAGAUAUAAGCAAAAACUGAUUGGCUGAGCCAAAAUUUUAGGAAGUUGCAACUUAGACUUGUAGGGUUAUUUUUUAGCAUUAUCAAGAAAUUUGUAUGACAUGUAUGUAAAAAAUGAAAAAAUUGUGUCCUUGAGGUUAUUUUAAUAAUGUCUAUGAAAAUGGAAAGGAGAAAAAGGAAAAGAAAAGUGAGAUAUA
This is a messenger RNA of Vigna radiata var. radiata (mung bean), 1926 nucleotides long. Its product is annotated as (6-4)DNA photolyase. The transcript is spliced from 14 exons. NCBI's taxonomy places the organism in Eukaryota, Viridiplantae, Streptophyta, Magnoliopsida, Fabales, Fabaceae. Gene Ontology annotation, cellular component: cytoplasm; nucleus. The record is from RefSeq and is a predicted model, not a curated record. Gene Ontology annotation, molecular function: DNA binding; FAD binding. Bases 154 to 1758 code for a protein of 534 amino acids. Gene Ontology annotation, biological process: circadian regulation of gene expression; entrainment of circadian clock by photoperiod.